Tachysurus fulvidraco (yellow catfish) is the source of this 2355-nucleotide messenger RNA. RefSeq names its product leukotriene B4 receptor 2b (gene ltb4r2b). Gene Ontology annotation, cellular component: plasma membrane. Gene Ontology annotation, biological process: positive regulation of cytosolic calcium ion concentration; inflammatory response; phospholipase C-activating G protein-coupled receptor signaling pathway. NCBI's taxonomy places the organism in Eukaryota, Metazoa, Chordata, Actinopteri, Siluriformes, Bagridae. The transcript is spliced from 5 exons. The record is from RefSeq and is a predicted model, not a curated record. Gene Ontology annotation, molecular function: complement receptor activity; leukotriene receptor activity. The coding region runs from base 905 to 2020 and encodes 371 amino acids.
CUCUCUCUCUCUCUCUCUCUCUCUCUCUCAGCAUGUUGUGGCCUGUGUGAUGUAAAUCCUUUCUCUUUAUAAACUGAAGAAACACUUCCUCAAACUUGAGGGAACAGAUUAGAGACAGAGGACAGACAUGAAGAGACAGAGAAAGAUAGACACAAGCAAACAGAUAUAGUCUGAAUAGUGAGAGUAAAAGAGAGAAAAACAAUAGAAAGGUUAUUUAGAAAGUGAGAGAGAGAGAAAAAAAAGAGAGAGAGAGAGAGAGAGAGAGAGAGAGAGAGAGAGAGAGAGAGAGAGAGAGAGAGGUGAUGACAAUGUGAGAGAAAGUCAUUCGUUAAAACAGAGAUUUAUUCCUCUUGUUCCUGGGAGGAAACUUUACCGCUCUGCAUCAUCCACACAAAUCACAGCUGUGGUUCUGGAGCUUGAGGUCCUACAGGCUGCAGGGUUGUUUGUGAGCAGUGCAGUUCCUGCACCAGCAGGUGAUGCCAGCAGGAUGCAGGAUGGGUUUGGUGCUUUGUGUAAUUUGUACUUUGAUGUGUUUUAGUGAAGGAUAAUGGAUGACAAAAUAAUAAUUCACUCAAUUCAUUUUCAGCAUUUUUAUAUUUUUCCUGCAUCUUCUUAAUCAUGUAUGUAGACAUACAACUCAGUGUGGAGGAUCGACAGGUUUGAACGCGCGAUACCACACCUUCACACUGAUGACUCAUACACACAUCCUCUGAUGCAGUGGUGUGUGUGUGUGUGUGUUUAGCCAUUGUGGGUUCGUCAUGUUGUUUUUUUUAAAGUGCUAUAUAAAUAAAUUUGAAUUGAACUUCUAUAGAAUUGAAUUGAAAUUCUAAAUUCUCUGCUGUCAGAAUCCUCCUGAGAUGUUGGUGAGGAACAAUUACAUUGUACCUUAAAGCCUUUUUACUGUAUGUUGUAUAACAUUAAAUCGAAUGUGCUUUGCUUUCACCCUCCACAGGCGUCUCUAAUGAUGGUGAACAAUACCACAGACUUAUCCUCCCCUAAUGAAAACUUAGUCCCCAUAGUUUCGUUCGUUCUUGGUGCCAUCAUCCUUGGCAUCGUCUUCCUUCUGGGUGUCCCAGGAAACCUCUUCAUCAUAUGGAGCAUCCUGGCACGUGCCCGUAAACGAUCAGUCACAACGCUGAUCAUCCUGAACCUGGCGUGUGCCGAUGGUGCCAUCAUGUGCCUGACUGUGUUCUUCAUUGUGUACCUGGCCAAACAGUCGUGGGUGUUCGGACGCUUCAUGUGCAAGCUGCUCUUCUAUCUGUGCAACACCAACAUGUAUGCCUCCAUCAUGCUCAUCACACUCAUGAGUGUGCAUCGGUUGGUGACCGUGCUGCGACCACAAGGCACUCGCUUCUUCAGGAGCAGGAGAAACAUGCUGAGCAUCCUCACCAUGCUCUGGGUGCUCGUCUUCAUGCUCGCCAUUCCUGCUCUGAUCUUCAGGGAUGUGAACAAGGAGAACAGCAAUGAAACGCUGCUCUGCUCGCACCAUCACAGUGAUAACAAAUAUGAGGCGUUCCACAUGAGCAUGGAGACGGUGGUGGGGUUCCUGCUCCCAUACGGCAUCAUCGUCAGCAGUUACGUGUGUAUUCUCCGUCAUCUGCGACAGACUCCCUUUAAGAGGCGAGUGCGCAGUGAGAAGCUCAUCCUCGCCAUCAUCAUCACUUUUGCUGCUUUCUGGCUGCCAUAUCACAUCAUCAACAUCAUGCAGGUGGUGUCUGCGUGUGCACCAAAGGAUUCUUAUCUGCAAACAAAUUUGAGAAACAUCUCGAGGACUUAUCGAGCCGCCACUUCCUCUCUGGCCUUCAUUAGCAGCUGCGCUAACCCGGUGCUGUACACCUUAGCGGGACGCUCUUAUAUCCGCACAGACGGACUGUCCUUCAUGGCCCGGCUGUUUGAGGGCACAGCGCUUGAGGUCAUCAGUGGAACACUCCGAAUUCAUCGCAAAGUGAGCAGAGCAGGAGCAGCCGUACUCACGCCCAGGAACUGUGACUCCUUAACAAAGAACACAGAGAUAAGCUAACGUACAAUAUAGAAAUAUUAUUUCUACAGAACUAAAUUCUAUUUAUUACAGGAGUUCAGUAGGAGAUGUAACACAGUGAUAUACAAUAAGACUGUUAUCCUUUUACACAUUUAUUUUCUCUUUAUCUCCUCUGACUGCUUCUGCGUCUCACUCCCUCUGUUUGGUUUAGUUUGGGUUUAAAAACUGUAUUAGAAACUUUUGAAACUGUUUAAGAUUCGAGUGUGAAAGUUUAGACUGAGUUUAAUGCUGAGACAUGAACACAGGACACAUGUACUGACGACUGAGUAAAUGUUUUUAACCUCAUUGUGUAAUAAAUCUUUUGUCUUACUCGUUUA